AUGGACACUUCUAAUGCGAAUCUCGACAAAUUCGCCAACUUCGAUGUCAUUCAGACCGCAUACAAGAAAGUCCAGGAUUAUGAGAUCAGAGCGGACUUCGUGAUCCCCAAAUCGAAGUUUACCGGAAAACGACCGGUGAUUGUACGCUUCCACGGUGGUGGUUUGAUAACCGGGGAUUCCCUGAUGAAAGAAUGGUUCCCCACGUGGCUACUGGAGCUUGCGGCAAAGCACAACGCUGUCAUUGCUACCCCCAACCACCGAUUGCUGCCCGAGUCCAGCUCCACGGAGAUAUACGAGGACGUCGAAGAUUACUGGACCUGGUUGCACUCGUCGACCGUGGCAGACCUGCUGUCUUCUUCCGUGAACCCAACAGAGCUCGAUUUCGCGCGAGUCAUCACUGCCGGUGAAUCCGCCGGUGGUCUACUGAGCAUCAGCCUUGCACUGUCGCAUCCCGACGAAAUCCGAGCCGCCACGGGCAGUUAUCCCGCAAUCGACAUGGCGUCGGUACAUUUUGGUGGGCCGAGCCCGCCGCCGCUAGAACCGCCUCUCCCGGCGACGUUGGUGCGUGAUCAUGAGAGCAAGAUUCAACCCGGGGAUGUCGUUUCGACUGGACUUUCGUUGGAGCGCUUCCAGUUGAUGAUUGCCGCCAUCCACUUCGGGGAUCUCACGGGCCUGUACGAGCGCGGAACGAAGGGCCAGCCACGGGGCCGCUUCUAUCCCAUUGAAAAGCUCGAUGAACCAGGAGUCAAGCUUCCCAGGGGUGGCAUCUCCAUCAUGCAUGGUGGACAAGACACUUUCGUUCCAGUGGACGGCGUGGAGAAGUUUGUGCAGAAGGCUCGCGCGGUGGCGAGGGCGCAGACGGCGGAGAGUAAGAUCAUCCUAACGGUGCGGGAUGGAAUGCAUGGCUUCGAUCUGGAGACGCCCUUAAACGAACAGUGGUUGAGUGAUCAUCUGGCUGUGUCUGUUAAGGCGUGGUUAGAGUGA
This is a messenger RNA of Aspergillus melleus, 984 nucleotides long. RefSeq lists its product as uncharacterized. Gene Ontology annotation, molecular function: hydrolase activity. Bases 1 to 984 code for a protein of 327 amino acids. The transcript has 2 exons. Lineage: Eukaryota; Fungi; Ascomycota; Eurotiomycetes; Eurotiales; Aspergillaceae. The record is from RefSeq and is a predicted model, not a curated record.